Messenger RNA from Verruconis gallopava, 1365 nucleotides. RefSeq lists its product as hypothetical. Lineage: Eukaryota; Fungi; Ascomycota; Dothideomycetes; Venturiales; Sympoventuriaceae. The record is from RefSeq and is a predicted model, not a curated record. The coding region runs from base 251 to 1102 and encodes 283 amino acids. The transcript is spliced from 3 exons.
CUCUUUCAGGCGACAAGGCUGUGCAGUGAUGUGCUAUGCAGCUGAAGCAGUGCAUUGCAUGGUUGCCUCAAGGCGCUAGGCAGACUUGUGCACGCGCCCUACCUGCAUCACAAUUAAGCGCCGACUCUGAUGUUGGUUCGCUGACUCUGUUUGUCUUCAGGAGCUCCGUCUAUAUGAAUAUAUAAAGAUAACACGAUGGCGCACAUCACGGCUCAGGAACAAGACGAAAGCGAAUUUCAAAAAGCAAAACAUGAAAUCCCAAACUGACAGCUUGGCUGGCUGGCCAAAAGGAUUCGCUGGCAAGGAAAAGUCCGGCUGCCAGAAGCUGCUCAAUUUGGGCGAUGACUAUAAAUUUAACGUUGCCCGUUUGGUGGUAGAUGAAAGAUUGAAGAGAGUACGCGCCUUUUGCAACAACCGUGAGGUUUUUCAAAGGCUGUUCCGCUUCGAUGAUGACUAUGAAGUCGAAUUGAUGAGCCCCAGCGACAUUUUGACUGUCAAAGAGCUGCAGAAACGAGAUGAACGCCUCGCUCGCACGGCGUCGGCCCGCUUAGAUGCCCCUCCCAACAAGCCGCGGGUCAAGGCGACAAGGCAAGACGCAGAAUGGGACCUUCAAGAUACCCUGAUGUUUUCGGGGCCUCCAAGGUUUCCUUCUGCUGAGCUGCCGACAACUCAAGCGGACCAGCACCAUGACACUGCGAAUUUUGGCAGCAGCUUCCUUUGUGAGCUUCCCGCUACGACCGUUUCUCAUUUCGACGAUGGCCUCAUUCCCGCAGCUAUGGACUCUUCUAGCGGCAAUCCCCACAUGUUGGGGACGAACAGCGUCCAGCCUUUCGAGGAUAUCGUGCAGCCAACUGAGGAACUUAAUGCACUGAUUCCAACUUCCUUCGUGCCCAGAGGUGAUGGCGAUGCAGUGACCGAGGGUGCCUUGAUCCUGGCGUCUCAAGCUCAUAUGCUCUCUCCCCGCACCUUGAUGGACUUCAGUAUCGCGCCCGACAGCACUGAUAUGAUGUUGGACGAUGUUGAAUUCAUCCUCAAUGCAACUUCACCAACAUAUAACAUGAUGCUCAAGACUCCGGCGAUGGCCACGUUCUGUAUCGAGUAGUUCCAACAAUAGGAAGCAACCAUGGCUACGUGUUAUGGUUAGGGAAACGACGCAUCCAACUAGAGCACGGUAGAGGUUUUACAUGCACGUAUGCUUAUCAGAUUUCAAACUUAGGAUUCAUCAAUUAAUUUGGGUGCUUUAAAAUAUUUGGUUUAUCGUCCAUCCUUAUUAGAUGAACGUUGUCAUUUAGCUUCUAGUAGCCUUUAAAAAUGCUAGGAGCGGAGGGCAUCGACAGAGAAGAGUAAUAUGAAAUAGUAGUCCCA